Messenger RNA from Harmonia axyridis, 483 nucleotides. RefSeq lists its product as uncharacterized. The record is from RefSeq and is a predicted model, not a curated record. The transcript has a single exon. Bases 1 to 483 code for a protein of 160 amino acids. Lineage: Eukaryota; Metazoa; Arthropoda; Insecta; Coleoptera; Coccinellidae.
AUGAAAGCACGAGGACUGUUCCGUACAAGAUUAGAUGAAAAACUGACAGAUGGGUUCCGAGAACAAAGGGUGGAAGAAGUUUAUGAGAACAUGGUGAAUAGCAUCAAAAAAGCUGCUGAAGAGGCGCUUGGACUAUGGAGACAGAAGGCAAGUAACAAACUAUGGUGGACGGAAGAGAUAGAAGACCUCAUUGCAAAGAAAAAGAGUGCCUACUUGAAAUGGAUCAGUAGUAGAGAGCAGGAAGAUAAGGAAGUAUAUAUGGCAAUAAAGAGAACAACCAGACAGUCAGUAACAGCAGCUAAAAGACAGAUGUGGGACCGUAAAUGCCAAGAGGUCAAUAGCUAUACUGGGGGAAGAAAAUGCUCGGAAACGUGGAAGUUCAUAGGUCGACUAAAAGCAAACGAAAAAGUGAAAACAAAUAUAGAAUUGAGAAAAGAUAGAAGAUUGGAAGGAAUACUAUGGACAACUACUCUCAGAAAAUAG